Coregonus sp. 'balchen' is the source of this 12640-nucleotide messenger RNA. The record is from the annotation of a GenBank genome assembly. Lineage: Eukaryota; Metazoa; Chordata; Actinopteri; Salmoniformes; Salmonidae.
GAUAGUUUCAUCAGCUACUUAAAAGCACAUGAGAGGGAGGAGUUUCUGGGAUUUAGACCGGCUUCAGCUCUCCUAUUGGUUUAGGGCAGGCCUUGUUUAUACUGUCUGGAAUGUGGAACAAAGAGGUUGGAGAGUAGUCAUUUUGUAAACGAGAUGGGCUUGAUAGACGUGGCUGCAUAACAGACAUAAACAGGACUUGGAGGAUAAGCAAGUAUUAGUGUGAGUUUUUCUGUCCUUUAUCCAAAUGCAAAAAGAAUGACCAAAUGCCAUUCAAUAAAACGUAAUCCUUACUUUUGUGACUUUUAAAUGUUGAGCUGUGAUGUGAAUUCGUCAAGUCAAAGAAAUGAAAAGAGAGAACUUGGAAUAUUGAAGAUUUGAUAGUGAUGAAAUGUUUCUCUCUCCUCUCUAGCUGUUGGAAGUGCGCCUCUCUAACUAUUGGAAGUGCGGGUCAGUUGACCAUGCUGCUACAGAGGCUGUCUCUGUGUGCUGGGCUCCCCAGGACUCAACGCACCAUCAUCUGCCCUCUUCUAGCUAAAGCACUGACACAAGGCAAGUGGGACUGGCAAACAUGCAUACAUUCAUUGGUCCUCUGUAGCUCAAUUGGUAGAGUAUGGCGCUUGUAACUCCAUGGUAGUGGGUUCAAUCCCCGGGACCACCCAUACGUAAAAAUGUAUGCACACAUGACUCUAAGCCGCUUUGGAUAAAAGCGUCUGCUAAAUGGCAUAUUAUUAUUAUUAUUAUUCACAUACCCACACACAUAAUACAGGCUUACAUGCACACAUACAGUAGGCUACACCAGUCAUUGAGGAGAGGUAUAGAUGUCGAUGUAGGAUACAUUUGGAAAAUAUUAGGCUGUUAUUCCAGUGAUUUCAAUUUCAAUUAUUUCUGUAGCUUGAGAUUUUAGUAAUGGCAUGAUAACUGCAUAACAUAUGUAAGCCUUAAUAUGGGACGACAAGCCAGUGAUGUAUUUGUUUGUUUUCUUCCCUCAAGCAAGAAGGAUAGCCUAGUUCCCUAAAUUGAUGAAGUCCUAAUCGUUUUAAUGCCAUCAUCUUGCAUACCUGUGCGUACUUGUUUAUCCUCCUGGGGCACUCUUAACAUGAGUUGGAAUUGAUUGCAUCAAGAUAAUGGAGGCCUAUCCCUUUCUGUCCAUCCUUAUCUAUCUCUUUGUUUCUGUUAUUACCCCCCACCCCAGUCUUUUUCUCUUCCCCUCUCUGUUUCUAUCUCCCUCUCUCUCUCUCUCUCAUGCGGUUGACUGCGCUUUAGUGGAGAGCUCUUUAGUGGAGAGAUGUGUGCAGUCAGCGAUGGCUUUGCCAGUUGCCGUGCUGAUGUGGCAGUUUGCACCCUGCAUUUUCCAACUCCAUGGAUACCAGGGAAUUUAGGAGGGGGGUGAGGGGGUCCUGGCUGCUCUGUUUGCCUAACACUUUUAAAUCAUCAAUGAUGGAACAAAACAGAACCCUGAACACACACUUACCACACAAUCUUACUGGUAGGAGAUGUACUGAUGUGUGUGCUCAUGCUGGUUAGGCACAGUGUUUAUGAACAUUGCCUCAAGCUAACCAAGUAAGGGAGGCAAUAAGGAUACAUUUCUAAAGCAUUUGACCAGUGCUUCAGAUUGGCACCACCAUAAGGCAGGGUAGUAACGUUUCACUGUUCUUUCACAGUGUCCCUGGCGCGUGCCAACAGUAACUCCUUUGCUCAUCGUGGGGAGCUCCGCCAGGCCAAGAGGAUUGUGGUCAAACUGGGGAGCGCCGUGGUAACCCGGGGUGACGAGUGCGGCCUGGCGCUGGGCAGGCUGGCCUCCGUCGUGGAGCAGGUGAGGAAGGUCAAAGGUAAAAAGGCUGACAGGAGAACAAGACUUUCACACAAGACAUGGCUUAAAGCAUGUAUUUUAACAACUGUCUGCUUAUUGUAGUUUAUUAAUUGUUGCAAGGCUACUUGGAAGGCUUUAAAUGUGGGUCACUGAGAUAGUUUGUUUGUGUUGCAGGUGGCCAUGCUACAGAACCAGGGCAGAGAGAUGAUGAUCGUCACCAGCGGUGCGGUGGCCUUCGGCAAGCAGAGACUGAGGCACGAGAUCCUGCUCUCCCAGAGUGUCAGACAGGCCCUGCACUCUGGACAGAAUCAGCUCAAAGACAUGGUGAGACUACUUGUUAUGCAGAGUCCAGUUCUUAUAGAACCUUACCAGCUCAAAGACAUGAUGAGUCCAGGGCCCAUAUCCACAAAGCCUCUCAGCGUAGGAGUGCUGAUCUAGGAUUCGUUUUUCCCUUUAGAUCAUAAUGAAUAAGCUUAUAUGGAAAGAUUAGGACUCCUUUCUGGGACUCUUUGUGGAUACGGGCCCAAGUCUUAUACAAACUGCUCCAAAAUAUGGUGAAAUCAACUUAUAAAAAAUCUACUCAAAAUAUUCCUCCCUCUCUCAAUCUUUCUCUCUGUCGGUUUCAGUCAGUACCAGUUCUGGAGGCGCGGGCCUGUGCGGCAGCUGGACAGAGUGGCCUGAUGGCCCUGUAUGAGGCCAUGUUCACGCAGUAUAGCACAUGCACUGCACAGGUAUGCACACUUUCUCUAUGUAUUUGAAUUCACACUGUUACCCAGCACAAUUACCUCUCAAUGAAGUUGUAUUGAAUUGAAAGAGGAUUUGCUCUGAUUUAAUCCCAGGUCCUAGUCACCAACUUGGACUUCCACGACGACCAGAAGCGGCGGAACCUAAACAGCACACUGCAGGAGCUGCUCCGCAUGAACAUUGUGCCCAUCAUCAACACCAACGACGCCGUGGUGCCCCCACCCGAGCCCAACAGCGACCUCCAGGGGGUAAACGUGGGUACAGAGCACAGGGGGGGUCCGGAGCGGGCAGGACAGGGGCGAGGGGUGUGUAUAGCGGUGUAGUGUUAGCAGCUAGCAUACUACCAUACAGCUGGUUCUCUUCACCGCCUCGCUCUACCCGCCCGCUACCCCUCCUUUCCCCCCAAAGGAUGUGCAUGCAGGGAGAGUUGAGGAGUUGGGAGAGGUACAUGCAUCGCUGUAGUUUCUUCGAUAUGGUAGCCGACUGGGCCUAAAAGUGUGGCUGUCUGGGCUCACUCCUGGAGGUAGAAGCGCGCUUGUUUUUUCCUUCCGCAAGCUUAGGCGGAACGAACAAGUUCUUCCGGUGUAGAAAACACACUACAAUCUUUAGUUGUUUAGUACUAGUAGUAGUGUCAGUAGCUUUGCUAACCCACACAGUACUAAAGCCAAUAUUAACUAUAGCCAAUCUACAUAGUGGUGCUUCACUUUAUAAUAAAAAGCUUGGAUUUCAAUGACAUAUUUUUCUUAUACACUGACCUCCAUUUCGACUGAUGACAAAUGUCAGCAAACAGUCUAUUAAAUUACCCCAUCAAUUUCAAUGUCUUUCUGUGAGACUAACUCGGUGUGUUUUCCUCCACGUUAGGUCAUCAGUAUAAAGGACAAUGACAGUCUGGCUGCACGCCUGGCCGUGGAGAUGAAGGCAGACCUGCUCAUCGCUCUCUCUGAUGUAGAAGGUACGCUGCUAACACAGCAACAUAUUAACACCCAUUAGGGAACGCGCCAUCUGCCUGCACUCUGGCUCAAAACAAUGCACCGUCAUUUAGGAGCGUUACUGAAAGAGGGGGAACUACAGAGGGCUAUACUAGUAUACUACAAAGUAGGAUCAAGGAGAUUGCCAGCUAAAGUGCCUACAUAUUAUGAAAUAAUUUGUAAUUUUGGUCUAAUUGACUCAACAACCAAAAACACAUUGAAGUUUAGCUUUCUUAAUGAACCAGAAAUCAGUAGUUAUUUCUGGUUGUUUAACCUGCUUCGUAGUAUACCCUUCAGGUCUUCUGGGUUGUGUUUAUUAGGCACUGAAUGGAAGAAAACAGACUGAAACAGGCCGUGACAACCUGUACAAUAGGAAACAUUUUCGUUUUCUAUCAGAAAACCUUUUAAAAUGUUUUCCGUUGCGUACCCUAAUAAACACGACCCUGGUUGUAUUUGGAAAUCACUGAUGGAUUGGACAGGAAUGUAAUCUUUGCCCAUGUUAGGCUAGCACUCAAGUAAACAAUCAUGUAACCAUAGUUACCUCCUAUCUCUUCUAGGACUGUACGACAGCCCUCCUGGAACGGAUGACGCCAAACUCAUUGACAUCUUCUACCCUGGUGACCAGCAGUCGAUCACCUAUGGGACAAAAUCCAGGGUGGGGAUAGGAGGCAUGGAGGCAAAGGUAAUUACAAAGACGCAUAGAUUAGAAUAGAAAACUGUGUCGUUCAAUACAUGUAAGAGUGGAGGACUACAUGUCUGUAAUCAGAUUUUAAGAAAGUCUUUGGAAUUAGUUACAGACUUUGGAACUCUGUGUGUCAGAGUGAGAUUUGGCAUAAACCCGCAAGGCAAGUCUUUACUUUGGGGGUGAAAUCGUUACUCGAGAAACAAGUGGGACAUUCAAAUGAGCUAAGUGUAUCCCCCCUCUAUCCCCCAGGUAAAGGCUGCCCUGUGGGCCUUACAGGGGGGCACAUCAGUAGUCAUCGCCAACGGCACCCACCCCAAGGUGACGGGCCACGUGAUCACUGACAUCGUGGAGGGCAAGAAAGUGGGCACCUUCUUCUCCGAGGUCAAACCUGCCGGUGAGUUCUACUGGGUCAUCUCUGUGUGACUGACACUGAUGAUGAAGGUUAUUAGAAUGAUGAUGAUGAUGGUCACAAUGACAACAAUGAGCAUAAUGAUAACGGUGAUAAUUAUGGUGAGGAUCAUGAUGGUGAUAAUAAUGAUGAUGAUGAUUAUUGUAGUUCUUUUAAUGAAUAAGAUUAGGAUAAUGAUCACGAUGAUGCACGCUGAUGUCCAAUGGUCCCUUUUGCUGUUUGUAUCUGUUGUCUGUGCUCAUCACGGUAAUGUGUCUAUCUCCAGGCCCCACCGUGGAGCAGCAGACUGAGCUGGCCCGGAACUCAGGCAGAACCCUGGCAGCCCUGCACCCAGACCAGGUCAGACCCAGUUAUACAGUAUACGUGAUCCCAGGUGUGUCAGUAGCACUUCUUACUGUUUGAAUCUUAAUUCAUUGUUUCCGCCCCAGAGACGUGAGAUCAUCUGUUACCUGGCGGACCUGCUGGUUGAGAAGAAAGAGGAGAUCCUUGCUGCUAACAAGGUGGACAUGGACCUAGCAGUCAAUGCAGGUAACUAUUCCUGUCAUGUCUGUCUAUCUCUCUGAAUGAAUCUAUGGUAUUUGUCAAAACAGGUCCUACUUGUAGGGACAUUUACUUAUCAACAUCCCAUUGUGGGACUAUGAUAGGAUGUUGAUAAUUUGAGGGUGCUGUUGCAUUUGAACGUAUAUAAGAGCAGCACUGAGUAAUUGAAGUGAUAUCAGGGGUUUUCUACUAUAUUUAUUUAUUUGUGUUCUCCAUCCCCUAUCAGGCCAGUUGUCGUCAGCCCUGCUCAAUCGUCUGAGCCUGUCCCCGGCCAAGCUAAACAGCCUGGCUAUAGGUCUGAGACAGAUAGCUGUGGCCUCUCAGGACAGUGUGGGCAGAGUGCUGCGUAGGACCAGAGUAGCCCACAACUUAGAGCUGGAGCAGAUCACUGUGCCCAUAGGAGUACUGCUGGUCAUCUUCGAGGCCCGCCCCGACUGCCUGCCACAGGUAAUGUUGGUGUGUGUGUUUGGACUUGUCUGUGUGUGUGAGAGUUUGGGGAUGUGUGUGUGCAUUGCGGAUCAUCUUUUGGUAAGAUGGGGUGGUGUUCGUGCUGGUGGUUAUGUAGUUCUGUGGGUAAAAGGCUAUUGCUCUCAUUUGUGUGUAGGUAUCAGCUCUAGCCAUAGCCAGCGGUAAUGCUCUGCUGGCGAAGGGAGGUAAGGAAGCAGCCAACACCAACCGCGUCUUACAUGAGCUGACCCAGGAAGCACUGGACAUCCACGGGGUCAAAGAGGCUGUACAGCUGGUAAUCUUAGCUGGAAAAAAACAUCCCAUUUAAGAAAAAACGUCAUGGAAAAUAUUUAAAUACCAUACAUUAUACUGAAAUCAUAGUAUUCUAAAUCAUAGAACACUAGGCAUGGGCGAAUUCUGUGUUACUCGUCCAGUAGUAAAUAUAGUCAGACACCAUGCAAACGCAUCCUUUCAUUCCUCCUUUCCUAAGUAGAGUGCUGUCCUGUACAUACUCAACGGAGAAAUGAAUACAAUGUAGCACAGUGUAUUCCCCCAAUAGAAAAAUUAAUCCUAGAAUGCCGUAGAGUUUAUUUUGAGUCCUGAUAUGACAAUCUCUUGAUAGUAAUAGGAAUGCAUACACAUUUUGUGUGUGUAACUGUGUGUAUACAGUACCAGUCAAAAGUUUGGACACACCUACUCAUUCAAGGUUUUUUCUUUAUUUUUACUAUUUUCUACAUUGUAAAAUAAUAGUGAAAACAUCAAAACUAUGAAAUAACACAUAUGGAAUCAUGUAGUAACCAAAAAAGUUUAAACAGAUCAAAAUAUAUUUUACAUUUUACAUUCUUCAAAGUAGCCACCCUUUGCCUUGAUGACAGCUUUGCACACUCUUGGCAUUAUCUGAACCAGCUUCAUGAGGUAGUCACCUGGAAUGGAUUUCAAUUAACAUGUGUGCCUUGUUAAAAGUUAAUUUCUGGAAUUUCUUUCCUUUUUUAAGGCGUUUGAGACAAUCAGUUGUGUUAUGACAAGAUAUGGGUGGUAUACAGAAGAUAGCCUUAUUUGGUAAAAGACCAAAUCCAUAUUAUGGCAAGAACAGCUCAAAUAAGCAAAGAGAAAUGACAGUUUAUCAUUACUUUAAGACAUGAAGGUCAGUCAAUCCGGAAAAUUUAAAGAACUUUGAAAUGUUUCUUCAAGUGCAGUCGCAAAAACCAUCAAGCGCUAUGAUGAAACUUGCUCUCAUGAGAACCGUCACAGGAAAGGAAGACCCAGAGUUACCUCUGCUGCAGAGGAUACGUUCAUUAGAGUUACCAGCCUCAGAUAUUGCAGCCCAAAUAAAUGCUUCACAGAGUUCAAGUAACAGACACAUCUCAACAUCAACUGUUCAGAGAAGAUUCCGUGAAUCAGGCCUUCAUGGUCGAAUUGCUGCAAAGAAACCACUACUAAAGGACACCAAUAAGAAGAAGAGACUUGCUUGGACCAAGAAACACGAGCAUUGGACAUUAGACCGGUGGAAAUCUGUCCUUUGGUCUGAUGAGUCCAAAUUGGAGAUUUUUGGUUCCAACCGCCGUGUCUUUGUGAGACGCAGUGUAGGUGAACGGAUAAUCUCCGCAUGUGUGGUUCCCACCAUGAAGCAUGGAGGAGGAGGUGUUAUGGUGUGGGGUUGCAUUGCUGUUGACACUGUCUGUGAUUUAUUUAGAAUUACAUUUACAUUUUAGUCAUUUAGCAGACGCUCUUAUCCAGAGCGACUUACAGGAGCAAUUAGGGCUAAGUGCCUUGCUCAAGGGCACAUUUACGUCAUUUAGCAGACGCGACUACAAAUUGGUGCAUUCACCCUAUAGCCAGUGGGAUAACCACUUUACAAUUAUAUACUUUUUUUUUUUUUUUGGGGGGGGGGGGGGGGUAGAAGGAUUACUUUAUCCUAUCCCAGGUGUUCCUUAAAGAGGUGGGGUUUCAAAUGUCUCCGGAAGGUGGUGAGUGACUCCGCUGUCCUGGCGUCGUGAGGGAGCUUGUUCCACCAUUGGGGUGCCAGAGCAGCGAACAGCUUUGACUGGGCUGAGCGGGAACUAUGCUUCCGCAGAGGAAGGGGAGCCAGCAGGCCAGAGGUGGAUGAACGCAAUGCCCUCGCCUGGGUGUAGGGACUGAUCAGAGCCUGAAGGUACGGAGGUGCCGUUCCCCUCACUGCUCCAUAGGCAAGCACCAUGGUCUUGUAACGGAUGCGAGCUUCAACUGGAAGCCAGUGGAGUGUGCGGAGGAGGGGGGGUGACGUGAGAGAACUUGGGAAGGUUGAACACCAGACGGGCUGCGGCAUUCUGGAUGAGUUGUAGGGGUUUAAUGGCACAGGCAGGGAGCCCAGCCAACAGCGAGUUGCAGUAAUCCAGACGGGAGAUGACAAGUGCCUGGAUUAGGACCUGUGCCGCUUCCUGUGUAAGGCAGGGUCGUACUCUCCGAAUGUUGUAGAGCAUGAACCUGCAGGAUCGGGUCACCGCCUUGAUGUUGGCGGAGAACGACAGGGUGUUGUCCAGGGUCACGCCAAGGCUCUUCGCACUCUGGGAGGAGGACACAACGGAGUUGUCAACCGUGAUGGCGAGAUCAUGGAACGGGCAGUCCUUCCCCGGGAGGAAGAGCAGCUCCGUCUUGCCAGGGUUCAGCUUGAGGUGGUGAUCCGUCAUCCAUACUGAUAUGUCGGCCAGACAUGCAGAGAUGCGAUUCGCCACCUGGUUAUCAGAAGGGGGAAAGGAGAAGAUUAGUUGUGUAUCGUCAGCGUAGCAAUGAUAGGAGAGGCCAUGUGAGGAUAUGACAGAGCCAAGUGACUUGGUGUAAAGGGAGAAAAGGAGAGGGUAUAGAACUGAGCCCUGGGGGACACCAGUGGUGAGAGCACGUGGUGCGGAGACAGCUUCUCGCCACGCCACUUGGUAGGAGCGACCGGUUAGGUAGGACGCAAUCCAGGAGUGAGCCGCGCCGGAGAUGCCCAGCUCGGAGAGGGUGGAGAGCAGGAUCUGAUGGUUCACUGUAUCAAAGGCAGCAGACAGGUCUAGAAGGACAAGAGCAGAGGAGAGAGAGUUAGCUUUAGCAGUCCGGAGAGCCUCCGUGACACAGAGAAGGGCAGUCUCAGUUGAAUGACCAGUCCUGAAACCUGACUGGUUUGGAUCAAGAAGGUCAUUCUGAGAGAGAUAGCAAGAGAGUUGGCUAAAGACGGCACGCUCAAUAGUUUUGGAAAGAAAAGAAAGAAGGGAUACUGGUCUGUAGUUGUUGACAUCAGUGGGAUCGAGUGUUGGUUUUUUGAGAAGGGGUGCAACUCUCGCUCUCUUGAAGACGGAAGGGACAUGGCCAGCGGUCAAGGAUGAGUUGAUCAGCGAGGUGAGGUAGGGGAGAAGGUCACCGGAGAUGGUCUGGAGAAGAGAGGAGGGGAUGGGGUCAAGUGGGCAGGUUGUUGGGCGGCCUGCAGUCACUAGUCGCAAGAUUUUAUCUGGAGAGAGAGGGGAGAAAGAAGUCAAAGCAUAGGGUAGGGCAGUGUGAGCAGGACCAGCAGUGUCAUUAGACUUAACAAACGAGGAUCGGAUGUCGUCAACCUUCUUUUCAAAGUGGUUGACAAAGUCAUCCACAGAGAGGGAGGAGGGAGGGGGGGGGAUUCAGCAGUGAGGAGAAUGUGGCAAAGAGCUUCCUAGGGUUAGAGGCAGAUGCUUGGAAUUUAGAGUGGUAGAAAGUGGCCUUAGCAGCAGAAACAGAUGAAGAAAAUGUAGAGAGGAGGGAGUGAAAAGAUGCCAGGUCGGCAGGGAGUUUAGUUUUCUUCCAUUUCUGCUCAGCUGCCCGGAGCUCUGUUCUGUGAGCUCGCAAUGAGUCAUCAAGCCACAGAGCUGGCACACUUAUCCAGCAUGGCUACCACAGCAUUCUGGUUUGCGCUUAGUGGGACUAUCAUUUGUUUUUCAACAGGACAAUGACCCAACACACCUCCAGGCUGUGUAAGAGCUAUUUGACCAAGAAGGAGAGUGAUGGAGUGCUGCAUCAGAUGACCUGGCCUCCACAAUCACCUGACCUCAACCCAAUUGAGAUGGUUUGGGAUGAGUUGGACCGCAGAGUGAAGGAAAAGCAGCCAACAAAUGCUCAGCAUAUGUGGGAACUCCUUCAAGGCUGUUGGAAAAGCAUUCCAGGUGAAGCUGGUUGAGAGAAUGCCAAGAGUGUGCAAUGCUGUCAUCAAGGCAAAUGGUGGCUACUUUGAAGAAUAUAAAAUAUAUUUUGAUUUCUUUAACACUUUUUUUGCUUACUACAUGAUUCCAUAUGUGUUAUUUCAUAGUUUUGAUGUCUUCACUAUUAUUUUACCAUGUAGAAAAUAAGUAAAGAAACCCUUGAAUGAGUAGGUGUGUCCAAACUUUUGACUGGUACUGUAUAUAUUCUAUGCGUGUUCCAGGUGAGUACCCGUGAGGAGGUGGAGGACCUGUGUAGACUAGAUAAGAUGAUAGACCUGAUCAUCCCGCGAGGCUCGUCCCAGCUGGUCAGGAACAUCCAGAGAGCAGCCAAGAGCAUCCCAGUGCUGGGCCACAGUGAGGGCAUCUGCCACGUCUACAUCGACUCAGAGGCCACCAUCGACAAGGUCAUCAAGAUCGGUCAGUGGGACAAUACACACAGACACACCUGUCACUGAAUAAAAAAAAGAUUUAAAAAAAGAUGUUUUAAUGUCACACACCGAUAGGUGCUUUGAAAUGUGUGGUUUUACAGGGUCAGCCAUAGUAGUACGGCGCCUCUGGAGCAAAUUAGAGUUAAGUGCCUUGCUCAAGGGCACAUCGACAGAUUUGUCACCUUGUCGGCUCGGGUAUUCAAACCGGCGACCUUUCCAGCGACACACACACACACACGUUUGAAUUUACUACCAAUGAAGUACAAGGAGUGGUUGAUUGACAUUUUCUCUCUCCAGUCAGAGACUCUAAAUGUGACUACCCUGCGGCCUGCAAUGCUAUGGAAACGCUGUUGGUGCACAGGGACAUCCUCAGGACCACUCUGUUUGACCAGAUCAUAGACAUGCUCCGCACCGAACGGGUAAGACCACACACACACUCAAAUACACUGGUACAGACACACUGACAUAAACAAGUGUACCACAAGUGAUAUUAUCCUCCUCUUCAUCUCCUCUUAAAUACAGGUUCAAAUCACAGUAAUGGCCGACUGGCUGGUUGUUUGGUGGAAUGGUUGGUUACAUUUGACUACAACUUCAAAUCAAAUAUUUAUUAUUUCCAUGAGGUUGGGUUGAGGUGGAUGGGUUUACACAUGUUAAUUAACUGCAUUUUUCAUGUCUCAUUGUUGAUGGUUUAUGCUUCUAAAACCCCAAUUCACAAAAAUGAACACUUAACAAUUUACAAUCCAGUUGAUGAUAAUCAUAACAAAAAGACUUCCAAGUAUCACUAAAACUUAGGUUGUGAUUCGCAAUGACAGAUCUAUCUAUGGAAGUCUUUGGUAAUUUAUACUCUUAAUAACUUUUUUUUAAAAAUGUAUUCAUAUAAAAUAUUCAUUUUUUCUUGAUCUGUAUAACUGUCUGUAUUGCCCAUGAGUCUCUAGUAGAUAGACCAUAUGGUUCAAGAGAAAAUAGCCUGAUUAAUGAAAAAAUUAUCAAAUCAACAAUAACAUAAUUUGCUAUUAUUUCUGCAACUCUUCCAACUACUGACUUUUCACAACUGCCAACGGUUUGGCGUCAAGACAUUUAAAACAAAGACAUAUUGACAUAAUAAAAUAAAUAAAAGCAUGUAAAAAUAUAAAGGAUAUUCCAUGCUGAAACCCUCAUAUUAAACAUGAUUGCUAAACUGGCUGAGUCAGACAAUCUUAACUCCCCGAUUGAUGAUUAAUUGACCGAUCGCCGUAUGUAAUGAUGACCCCCUUCCCUGUGUGACCCCUUUAGGUGAAGAUCCACGCUGGCCCCAGGUUCGCCUCCUACCUGACCUUUAGCCCAUCGGAGGUCAAGUCUCUGAGGACAGAGUACGGGGAUCUGGAGUGCUGCAUCGAGGUGGUGGACAGCAUGCAGGAGGCUAUAGAUCAUAUCCACAGAUAUGGCAGCUCCCACACCGACGUCAUUGUUACCGAAAACGGUAGGUAUGACUAUGUAAUAGUUAGUUGUGAGAAGUUUCUUUCUCUUUUGUCUUUUUUUUUCUCACCUUGAUUCACCCAGGUUAGUCUGGGUGAAAGAGACCAAAUCUCUCUUUCAAGAGAGACCUGUCUGUCUAUCUUUCCCCCCUUCUCUCUUCCUCUCUUUCUCUAAUAAGUAAUGACAGCACUUUUUGGCUUCGUGUAAAACCUCCCCACGAGACUACUUUGAAGAGGACAGAACUGAUUUGAAUGUAGAACAGGUUUUGCUUAGGGAUCAGUGUUAUUAAUUUAUAUUUAGUUAUAUGAUUGAUAUUCUUCUUAAAAGUUAUUGUCCCCUCAAGUUUUAUAAUUCAUUUUGAUUGAGUACUUUACUGACAAUAUCCAAGAUGGGUUGAAUUAUAGAUGGGUUUUUAGUUGGUUCCCUGCAGAGGACAGAGCAUUUUCUGUCUUAGUUCUACCAUCUAGUGGCCACAGAUUAUAUAAUAUGUAGAACUAAAUUGAAUGAUCCAUUGUGUGUAAUAGAGGAAAUAUAGCUGAAGAGAGAUGAUGACUGUGACAAUGAUGGUAGUUGUGAUGAUGAUUCUUACAGAGGACACAGCGGAGCAGUUCCUGCAGCAGCUGGACAGUGCUUGUGUGUUCUGGAACGCCAGUUCACGAUUCGCAGAUGGAUACCGCUUCGGACUGGGUAUGCAUCGUUUUAUUUGUAUUACCUGACUUCCUGUUCAACUACUCCACUCACUCACUCCAUGUCUCCCUCCCUCCCUCUAGGUGCUGAGGUGGGCAUCAGUACAGCUCGUAUCCAUGCCCGGGGUCCCGUGGGCCUGGACGGUCUCCUCACCACCAAGUGGGUCCUGAGAGGAGACGGUCACACCGCAGCAGACUUUUCUGAACACGGCACCAUGAAGUACCUCCACGAGAACCUGCCAGUCACACAGCCACAGCCCAGACAGAUGGCUGCCCAGAGUGAGGAC